AUGGCACCAAAUAACCCUAAGGUUACUGUUCCUCCAAUAAAUUGCAUAUUCAACUUCCUUCAGCAGCAAACACUGGUAAACUUCUGGCUCUUCGAACAAGUUCAAACAAGAAUUAGAGGAAGAAUAAGUGGUUUCGACGAGUUCAUGAAUGUUGUGAUAGACGAUGCAAGCGAAAUACCUAUUGACACAAAAACAGGGUCUGAGCUUCCCGAUCAAGCCGUGAAAUUAGGACGAAUUCUCCUGAAAGGCGACAACAUUACCCUUAUCACACCAGUGUCUGACUGA
This is a messenger RNA of Lachancea thermotolerans CBS 6340, 285 nucleotides long. It is a transcript of the gene SME1, whose product is annotated as mRNA splicing protein SME1. The record is from RefSeq and is a predicted model, not a curated record. Gene Ontology annotation, biological process: spliceosomal snRNP assembly; mRNA splicing, via spliceosome. The transcript has a single exon. Gene Ontology annotation, cellular component: U4/U6 x U5 tri-snRNP complex; U4 snRNP; U5 snRNP. The coding region runs from base 1 to 285 and encodes 94 amino acids. Gene Ontology annotation, molecular function: RNA binding. NCBI's taxonomy places the organism in Eukaryota, Fungi, Ascomycota, Saccharomycetes, Saccharomycetales, Saccharomycetaceae.